AUAGUCCCAAUUUUGUCCAAGGUCAUUGAGACAGAAAUGAAGGUGCAACUCACAGAAUUUAGAAUUUGAUCAAUUAGUUUGAUCAUUUAGCGUUCUAUAGUUGAUUAUUUAGAAUGUAAUAAAGAUUCAAAUUAGAUUUCUUUAGUAUUCAAAGCCCCGUGUUUGGCUGCACUUUAGUAUAUGGGCCGCGGAAUCCAGCAUUGAGACCUACAUAGAUCGAUAGAGGAGGUCAAGACGGACGGGAUCAACUAUGUAUAACAUUGUUGUCGAUUUCCAAGGAUUAGCUGAAAAAACAUGGCGGAAAGUUCAAAAUUUUUAUAUCAAUUUUUUUUAUGGCUACAAUUUGUUUCAUACUAGUGCAAUCUUAUGUAAAAUUUGACGAGAAAUCCACUGAAACCGGUUUCAGAUUCAUAACUUCAGUAGUUGGGGGCACUUUAAUAUAAAGUAUUUUAAUGAAUUCAAAUUGUGAAUAGUAAAGUUUCUAGAAUUCAAAAUGUAUAGUGAGUGUUGAGGGGUUGAGGGCCCCCGUGUUGAGUAUUCGAAGUGUAAGUGUAACACCUAUUUAGUGUUCAAAGUGUUUUAAUCAACAAUAUUUUUAUAAUAUUCAACCGUAGAUUACUUUUUGUUUAUCAUCCGCAACUCAGCAUUUAGCUUUAUACAACAACAUGCUACAAUGAGUAUGAACUGUUUUAAUUGAACAUGCCUAGAAAUUGUUGUGUCCCUGGGUGUAAAUCGAACUAUUAUAGAAUAACCCCCUUAGUGACAAUAUUUACUUUUCCCAAAGAUGAAGAGCUUAGGAAAAAGUGGACAAGGUGUAUCCGUAGGAAAGAUUAUAAAGUCACUAACAAUUCGGCUGUUUGUAUCAAUCAUUUUAGAGCAUCAGACAUUAUUAAAGAAGACAAGUUUUUGUGUGAAGAUGGUUCUUAUGUGACUGUUCCAAGAAAAAAAGUAAAACUAUGUGAUGGUGCCUUCCCUACAAUUUUUCCAAAUCAGCCUUCUUACAACACAAUUGAAUCGUGUGUAAAGAUCAAGGUCGAGAAGCAGGACGAUGAAUUUGGAGAAAGUGAAUUUGCAACUAGCAACGUCGAAGAUGAGUCAUCCUCACACAGUGGCUCAACCGCCAACCAGAUGGCGACAGUUGCAGUUGAUAGCAGCCAAGAACAAGCACCAGAGUGCAGCAGCACUGCAUGCUCUCCUACGGAGGAUUAUUCAUACAAUCAAAUAUUCAUCAAAGAGGAAGCAGAUGUUGAGCAAGAGGCAGAAGGAAGUUCAGUGGUGUGUGAACCGGACUUGUGGCCUACAAACUGCAGCACAUCUGAAACUACCAAUGUAACAGAAGUGGAUGGAGUGAAUACACAUUCAAAUUCUCCAGUGGAAAAGUAUACUGAGACAUCUGUGGCUGACAAAAAGACCAAGCUCUACAGCUGUGUUGACUGCAACUACAAAACCCCCUGGUUCCAAACUUUGAAGAGACACAUUAAGAAACACACAGGGGAAAAGCCUUUCAGUUGUGAUAUUUGUGACUAUAAAUGUGCUGAUUCAAGUUAUUUUAAGAAACAUCUCAGAAUACAUUCAGGAGAGAAACCUUUCAGCUGCGACUUUUGUGACUUUAAAUGUGUUCAGUCAAGUAAUUUAAAGAAACAUCUCAGAACACAUGCUGGAGAGAAAUCUUUCAGCUGUGAGUUUUGUGACUUUAAAUGUGUUCGGUCAAGUACAUUAGAGAAACAUCUCAGAACACAUACAGGUGAGAAACCUUACAUCUGUGAGUUUUGUGGCUUUACAUGUGUCAAUUCUAGUAAUUUACACAAACAUCUGAAAACGCAUACAGGAGAGAAACCUUACAGCUGCGAUCUUUGUGAAUAUGAAUGUGCUUUUUCAAGUCGAUUGAAAAGACAUAUCAGAACCCAUACAGGAGAGAAACCUUUCAGCUGCAAAUAUUGUGAUUACAAAUGUGCUCAGUCAUCUAAUUUAAAAAGUCAUAUCAGAAAACAUACAGGAGAAACAACUUCAAGUUGAGAAUUCUGUGAGUUCACUAAAUGUUCUCAUUCAAAUUACUUCUUUUAUUUUCAUAGUAAGUAAACUCGUUAUCUGAUAAUUUCUUACAAUAAACUUUAUCAAUCAAGUA
Nilaparvata lugens (brown planthopper) is the source of this 2125-nucleotide messenger RNA. RefSeq names its product zinc finger protein 525. Gene Ontology annotation, cellular component: nucleus. Lineage: Eukaryota; Metazoa; Arthropoda; Insecta; Hemiptera; Delphacidae. The transcript is spliced from 4 exons. Gene Ontology annotation, biological process: regulation of transcription by RNA polymerase II. The coding region runs from base 700 to 2016 and encodes 438 amino acids. Gene Ontology annotation, molecular function: RNA polymerase II cis-regulatory region sequence-specific DNA binding; DNA-binding transcription factor activity, RNA polymerase II-specific. The record is from RefSeq and is a predicted model, not a curated record.